Molecule: messenger RNA, 1423 nt
Organism: Coprinopsis cinerea okayama7#130
Lineage: Eukaryota; Fungi; Basidiomycota; Agaricomycetes; Agaricales; Psathyrellaceae
Product: metalloprotease
Exons: 6
Coding region: 320-1393 (357 amino acids)
Molecular function (GO): metallopeptidase activity
Source: RefSeq, a predicted model, not a curated record
CUACAACUCGCGUUUGGAACGCUAUAACCUUUCUUUCGCUGGGCGAAACUGCUAGGACUUGAAGCUGGGCUACUACCUUUGAUAUUCUGUAUCUGUGGAUCAGAUUCGGAAAUCUACGAGACGAGAGAAGAAGAGAGAAGAUUACAUUGUGUUGGUUUGAAGCAUGUUGACCGUGCUAGUGUCGUUGAAGGCGCUCGUUCUCACCUUGGCCAUUGUCACGGUGGCGCUCGGUAGACCUUUAGGCUACAGACCGUCGCUGGAACACAUCCUGGAACGACGAGGAUGUGGGACAGUCGUAUCAGAGGAAGAGAGGUUCGGUAUGGAGGAGACGUUGCGUCGGGUUCGGUCUACUACUCGACUCGAAGCGAGGGACCUAGACCUUUCUGGCAUCGCCCCCGGUGGUCACAACGCGACCGUUAACUCGACCGCGACUAUCGUGCCCCUCGAGCCUGUUUCGUUCGACGUUUAUUGGCAUGUUAUCUACGCAAACGAGACGAAGGAGGGAGGAUAUGUCAGCGACUCGCAGAUUAUGGAACAGAUGAAAGUCAUCAACGACGACUUCAAAUCUGCGAACAUCUCGUGGAAUUUCAAGAAUAUUACGCGAGUGGAGAAUGAGGAUUGGUUUGUUAAUGUGUGGCCUGGGUCUCCUCAAGAACAAGAAAUGAAAGCCAAGUAUCAUAAAGGAGAUUCCACAGUCUUGAACAUCUUCACCGCUCAGUUCAACGCAACAACCAAAACCCUCGGCUUCGCCUCCCUCCCCUCCUCCUACCUCCGCGCCCCACUCUCCGACGGCCUCCUCAUCAAACACACCACCCUCCCUGCUGGCUCGCACCCCAACUACAACCACGGCCGAACCAUGACACACGAGUUGGGCCAUUGGCUGGGGCUGUAUCAUACGUUCGAAGGCGGGUGUGAGGGUGUGGGAGAUAAUGUGGAUGAUACACCGCCGGAGGCGAGUGAGGCUGUUGGGUGUCCUGUUGGGAGGAGGAGUUGUCCGGGGAGUGAGAUGGAUGAUCCUAUUCAUAACUUCAUGGACUACUCCUGGGAUACGUGCAUGACGCAUUUCACGCCUGGACAGGCGGUUCGGAUGCAUGAAGUCAUCUGGGCGUAUAGGACGAAGAGACCGCCUGUGGAUAACUCUACUACCGCCGCCACUCCCCCUGCUGCUACCUCUACCACUAUCUCUACUACUAUCUCUGACUCUGCGGCAAGCUCCAGUUCGACAAGGUCUACCCCCAUUCCGGUAGAAUCUGGAGAUGCUGGCUCAAGCGAGGAGGAUGACUCUGAGGACGCUGAAGGAGAAGAGAAGGAGCAUGCGGGGGAUGAGGAUGAGGAUGAAGAGCAGGAUGAGCCUAGGUGGUACUAUGACGACUCUGACUACCCGUAUUACUGAUCUCAAAAUCUAAAGAAUCCACUGCCUUCG